This is a messenger RNA of Neospora caninum, 2388 nucleotides long. RefSeq lists its product as hypothetical. Bases 1 to 2388 code for a protein of 795 amino acids. Lineage: Eukaryota; Apicomplexa; Conoidasida; Eucoccidiorida; Sarcocystidae. The record is from RefSeq and is a predicted model, not a curated record. The transcript has a single exon.
AUGGUCGGCUCUUCGAAGGGGCCUCGUCCUCAUGAGGACGGAAACUCACGCCAUUCCUUGGUGGCGUCCAUCCACGGAAUUUCAAUCACAGAAAAGGAGUCCGCGCGCUCGUCUCUUGCCUCUAAACUGAAGCACGAAUCAUGCGGAACCCGCCCCCACACGCCGCACUCCCGUGCCCCCAAAGGGAGGUUAUGGCCAAGCAGAGAUGCCAGCACCGACACUUCCGACUCUGACUCGUCGGACGAAACUGUCGUCUGCACUCGCAGGUGCCAUCAACACCGUGCCUUCUCGCGAUUCGAGAAAGAGAAGGAACAGCAGAAAUUCGCAAUUGAGCAAACGUGCCGCCCGCCGUUGGAUCGGAUACCGAUUGUUCGGCAACCGCUCGCUGUAACAGCCUCUGAGUUUAACCCCGUUUGCCGCGAAGACGGCCGACUCGUGCGCAGCCUCUGGCGCCAUGCUCGUGAUGCAGUUGAACGUCCUAAAGAUACUCCUCCUUUCCAGUGGACGCCCCGUGGCCAGUCCUGCCAACGUAGUCGGAGUUGUCCGCCUGUCCGACCCCAUGCGACCUGCUCGCGUUCGGGAAAAUUUGAAUCUGCUGUUCGUGAGGCGGACACAUCAAGGAGCAAGAGCCGUCGUGAGAGCCGGAGCUCCCGCCGGGGGAGUGCGAGCGAAAGAGACGACAGCCUCCUGACGGUCAACAUCGGCCGCUCUCGGGCUCCCGAGUACAUUCGACACGACUCGAGCUACGGCGUUGAUGGUCCAGGAUACGAAACAUUGCAUAAGGGCAUGCUGCAGGAUACUGGCAUGACUUACACGAGACAAUACGAACUCCCGACAAUCUCAAGGUUCCUCAACGCUAAACAUCCUAUUUUUCUUCGGGCCCGCAGUGGAUCUUUUGUGGCAAAGAAGGAAACGCGCCGUCGACCUAGCCCUCCCUCUUCUGAAAGUUCUUCGAGUGAGUCGGAAGAAUCUGUCUCCGAAGACGAAGUUGUUCGUGAAAAGGUCACCAACGCCCCAGAAGCGCCUUAUGGCGCUGUCGUGCCGCCGCCGGCCGUUGGACCCACAUGCGCUUGUGGGUGUCCUGAGGCGACGCCACGGGGUCAGCAGGAAGCGCGACCGUCUGUCGUUGUCUCUCCUUCGAUGGGGCCACCAGUCCUGUUAGUGCCGGCUCAGGCGAAUCCCGUCCCAGGGUUUGCACAGCAACCGCCGCUUCACCUUCCAACGAGGCAUUCUACGCAGCCGCCAGUCGCUCGCCACGAGGACUUUAGCAACCGAGCAACUGCGAGGCGUCAGCACAUGACGGGCGGUGAGUUGCCCAUUGACACUGGCGGCUACGGCAAUUCCUACGAAUUGAACUGGGAUUCGGGACGGUUCACACAGCAUCUUGUUGGCGCGCAACCGCAUCCGAGUCGAGCCUCUGUCGCGCCUCUUGGCGUUCCAAUUCCCCACGCCUUGCCGACUCGUGCAUCUAUUGGCGCGACUCCGUAUGCUACGCUGCACAGUUCCCGUGACUAUUCGUGCACGUUCUGCCCCACUGCCAACAUUGCCGGGGGCACAGCCCGGUCGCGAGUCAUCAACAGUCAGAGACAGGAGGUUCCGCAGCCGAUGCUCGUAGACGCUGCGCCUGCAGCUUGUGUUUCCUCCAACGCCGGCAAUUGCGAUUUCACUCUUACAGUAAAUGGUUCGGCAGUUCUUAGCACGAGACCUCCGGCCGGGCAGCCACGGCGGACAGCGGGUGGUGCACUGAAGACACCGCGGCCGUCUAUGACCCCCGCUGUGCAGCGAUCAGACUUAUUUUGCUCAUGCUCGCCAACGUUCCAGCAACCUGAUCGGACGGAGUGUAUGACAACACGGGCGUCGGCAGCUCCACGGUCUCGCAUCCUGCGGGCGCCUGUCUGUGACCAUCCGAAGCCGCGUGCAGUACCUUUUUAUGGGCAGUCUCAGAGCACGCCGAUCGAAGCCGAGAUCUUCAUCACACCACCAGUUAAAGAACCCGGAUUCGCACACUCUCCCCCUCGUCUAAACUGUGCACCUGCCGGGAGGGACAGAAGCGCAAGCACGCGUUCCAUCCUCAAGAAUGCCUGUGGGCCAAGUCGGGAUGUGCCCGCGAAUUGCCAACCCCGUGUGACGCUCAGCAACCCACCAGAAAGUGUACGUUUCAUACAGGAACCAGCCGAAAAUGUGUGCUCACACGACGGCAGGGCGGUCACUACCGUGCCGACUGCCUCCGAUCAGCGAGUCCUCUGCGGAAGGCCCCUCAUGUACCAAGUCGCCAGUCCGUGGACAGGCCACGCCCAGACGAUUCAAGGGAUCCUCAAUCCGAAUCCGGUUGUGUGUGUCGGCUCCGGCCCGAAUUUUCCUCCACAUGCGGGUGUCUCUCAAUACUAA